This is a messenger RNA of Racocetra persica, 930 nucleotides long. The record is from the annotation of a GenBank genome assembly. NCBI's taxonomy places the organism in Eukaryota, Fungi, Glomeromycota, Glomeromycetes, Diversisporales, Gigasporaceae.
AUGGCUUCAAAAAUAGCUGUUCAACCACUUAAACCAAUAGAUCUCUCUGAAAAAAAACAUUUUACUUUUGAUGACAUUCCCGAUUUGACUGGAAAAGUUGCAAUCGUUACGGGAGGAAAUACUGGAAUAGGAUAUUUUACGUGCAGAGAAUUAGCCAGACAAAGCGCUCAUGUGUUUGUAUUAAGUCGUAAUAUCGAGAGAGGUCAGACAGCCGUUGAAAAAAUUAAAUCUGAGACUGGUAAUCAAAAUGUUGAAUUUUUGCAAUUGGAUUUAAAAAAGUUAAGAUCCGUUAAAGAAUGUGCCGAAAAAUUUUUGGCUAGAAAUUUACCAUUGCACAUUCUGAUUAACAAUGCGGGAAUCACAACAAAAGAAUUUUCGCUUACUGAUGAUGGAAUUCAAGAAGAAUUUGGACUUUUGACUAAAUUAUUAUUGCCAAAAAUUAAAGCUUCGCAACCAGCACGUAUAGUAAAUCUUAGCAGUCAUGCUCACAGAGCAUUUGCCUCUGAGGGUGGAUUUGAUUUCGAGAAAUUAAACGAUCCAAAUGCAAUGGACUCAAUGCCACGUUAUGGUCUAUCAAAACUUGCAAAUAUUUUAUUUACUAACGAAUUGAAUAAACGAUAUCUUGAAGGCGAGCAAAUAUAUACUAACUCUCUUCAUCCAGGACUCAUAGAUACAAAUCUGAUAAAAAAGAAUGAUUUUGCUUUGCCAGAACAUUAUUUGGUUGGUUUAAUCUCACCUGAGGAUGGCGCUAUUACUUCCUUGUAUUGUGCCACAAGCCCAGAAAUCGAAGAGAAAAAUUAUCGAGCAAAAUAUUUUGAACCAUUUGGUAAAGAAUGUGAACUACCUCCAUAUGCUGAAGAUGAUGAUUUGGCUAAACAACUUUGGGAAUUUACCGAGCAUUUGAUCAACGAAAAAUUGACUCAAAACUAA